AUGAAAUUGCUCAACCUCUUUUUCGCCUUCGCUGCGGCUGCAGCUGCUUCAUCCCUCGCACCCACCGCCCAAGCUGCUAGGCUAGGAUUGGCAUGGGCGGCAGAUAGCCGCUGGUCUCCACGCAUCUUCGGCACCAGCUUGGGAGACAGAUCUCGACUUGACUGGGUCUGGCACUGGGAGGUGAGCGAAGAGCAUGCAUAAGUUAGUUCCAGUAGCAACCUAUUCACUUUCGUUUGCGGCUGUGCCUCGCAGGACGGACCGCUGACCGAAGUGCCCAACAUCGAAUGGGUACCGUGCUUUUGGGGUCCCUCCAAGACUGACAAGUGGAACUUGCGCAAGAAAGAGAUCAGUUUGAGGGCAACAAAACCUCAAGCCAUCCUCGCAUUCAACGAGCCGGACGUCUCUGGUCAAUCUAAUCUGCCAGAUGCUACCGCUGCUGCCACAUUGUGGAUGAAUGAAUUGGCACCCUUUCAGAAGACCGGAAUUCGGGUAUCCAGCCCCCAGAUCGUGUGGGACUUCAACUGGCUUGACAAAUUUUUUGCCGCGCUCAAACAAAAAGGCGGUGAUGUCGACUUUAUCGCCAUCCACUGGUACGGCUCCGCGCAAAAGAACCCUCUUGCCAAUCUGCAAGCUUACGUGCAAAAGGCGCGCAAGUACAACAAGCCCAUCUGGAUCACCGAAUAGUGAGUCGUCUCGUCCGCCAAUCGCCGCAGAAAUGAGAGAUUAGAGUGUUGAAUUCAUGCGUUUUGAACUUUUUCAGUGGUCUCAACACCAACGACGGUGGACCAUCCAUCGACGCUGCUAGAAAUUUCCACUUCGCAGCUACCAACUGGAUGCUGAACCAGACCUACAUCGAGCGAAUCAGCCCCUUCGGCACCUUUGCGAGUGCACCUGACUCCUACGGCAGCCAGCGCAACCGCCACUUCAUGCCAGAUGGCUCCCUGUCCAUCCUGGGCAAGUUUUACAAGAGCGGGUAG
This is a messenger RNA of Ceraceosorus bombacis, 977 nucleotides long. Lineage: Eukaryota; Fungi; Basidiomycota; Exobasidiomycetes; Ceraceosorales; Ceraceosoraceae. The record is from the annotation of a GenBank genome assembly.